Messenger RNA from Quercus robur (English oak), 2007 nucleotides. RefSeq names its product probable pectinesterase/pectinesterase inhibitor 46. Gene Ontology annotation, biological process: cell wall modification. The coding region runs from base 31 to 1752 and encodes 573 amino acids. Lineage: Eukaryota; Viridiplantae; Streptophyta; Magnoliopsida; Fagales; Fagaceae. The transcript has a single exon. Gene Ontology annotation, molecular function: pectinesterase activity; pectinesterase inhibitor activity. The record is from RefSeq and is a predicted model, not a curated record.
CCUAAUGUGAGAGCAAAAAACAUAGACGAAAUGAUAAACAUGUCUUCCUUCAAAACCUAUGGCAAAAUUGAUGAAGCUGAGCAAUUAAAGCUUGAAGCUCCUCAGAAGACCCGAAAGAGAGUCACCAUCAUAAGCAUAUCCUCCAUAAUUCUUGUUUGUGUUAUAGUGGCUGCAGUGCUUGGAACUUCUCAUAGUUCCAGAGAAAAUUCUCAAAGUGGUGGUACUUCUCAGUCUUCAGCUCCUUCUAUUAAAGCCGUUUGUGACCUUACCUUGUACCCAAAUACUUGUUACAGCAGCCUUUCUCCACUAAAUAACACAAGCCACGUUCAGCCUGAGGACAUCUUCAAGUUGGCAACCCAAGUGGCCAUGAAUGAAUUGUCUAAAGUUGCUCAAUACUUCUCGGAUCACAAUGAUUUUAAUGGUAGCACUGACAACGCAACUGUCGUAGCCUUGGAAAAUUGUGUCCAGCUUUUGAGCCUAGCAUUGGAUCAUCUCAAUAUGGUAUUGUCCUCUGGCUCAUUAACAUUGCUAGAAGCUGCUGAUGAUCUCAAAACUUGGCUGAGUUCGGCAGGUACUUACCAGGAUACAUGCAAAGAGGGCUUUGAGACUGCAAGUGCAACAGUUAAGACCAGCAUUACAAAUUGGCUACAGAAUUCUACUGAACUAACUAGCAACUGCCUUGCCAUCAUAUCAUGGAUUUCAAAUGUAGAGAGCUCUUUAAAGCUUAGACGGCUAAUGAGUUUUACAGGGCACUAUGAAGAUCCAAAGUGGCUGAAUCCUAAGGAUAGGAAGCUACUUCAAAGUUGGGACGUGAAGAAGCAGGCCAACAUCAUUGUGGCACAAGAUGGUUCUGGCCAGUACAAAAAUAUAAGUGCUGCCCUUACUGCUGUCCCAGAUAAAAGCACAAACAGGUUUGUAAUCUAUGUGAAGAAAGGGUCGUAUUAUGAAAACGUAAAGGUCAAUAAGAACAAAUGGAACAUUGUGAUGGUUGGUGAUGGGAUGAAUGAUACAGUUGUAUACGGUAGCCUCAAUAAUAUUGAUGGGACUCCAACAUUUUCAACAGCAACAUUUGCUGUAACUGGCAAGAGCUUCAUUGCUAUAGAUAUGGGGUUCAGGAACAUUGCAGGUGCAAUCAAGCAUCAGGCAGUGGCCUUAUUGUCAGACUCGGACCAUUCCAUCUUUUACCGGUGUUUUAUCAAUGCAUUUCAGGACAGCCUCUAUGCACAUACCAACAGGCAAUUCUACAGUGAAUGCAAUAUCACAGGGACAGUUGAUUUCAUCUUUGGAAACUCAGCAGUGGUGUUUCAAAACUGCAACAUACUGCUUAAAGAGCCUUUACUUGGCCAGCAAAAUACCAUCACAGCACAAGGCAAGUUUGACCCAAAUCAGAACACUGGAAUCUCAAUCCAGAAUUGCACCAUUUUCCCAUAUGGAUAUGCGAACUUGAGCUGCCAAACAUACCUUGGAAGGCCUUGGAAGAAUUACUCCACAACUGUAUAUAUAGGUAACAGUUUGGGGAGUCUCAUUGACUCCAGUGGAUGGUUGCCAUGGGUAGGCACAUCAGCUCCAGACACCAUAUUUUACAGUGAGUUUCAAAAUUAUGGACCCGGUUCAUCAACAAAGGAUAGAGUCCAAUGGAAGGGGGUGAAGAACAUGACCAGCCACCAAGCCAGCAAAUUCACAGUGAGUUCAUUCAUCAAAGGGGAUAAAUGGAUCCCGGCUGCAGGUGUUCCCUACAAAUCAGGUCUGUGACUGUGGUACAUUUCAUGUAAGGAAAAUAGAAAUGUGAUGCAUAUAUAUGUGGUUUCACUAACUGAAAAACAAAAGGAAUUCAUAUGUUUUUUUUUUUUUUUCCUAUUCAGUGUAUGGUUCUUUUAUUCAUCUUAAGACAGUCUAUCAAAAUAGACAGCACAUUACACAUUUGACAAAAUUGGAAAGAACAAGCAAUGCAAGAUCUGACCUUUUUUGUUCGCAGAUCAAAUUCAAAAAACUAACUGGGUCCCUUUA